UCGCACCAUGUAUAUAUACAAGAAUCGUUUAAAGCCUAAGACUCUAGAAUCUCCUCAAGGGUAUGUAGCAUAGAAAAAUGUUAAAGGGACUCUCUAGAAUAGAUGACACCGUAAAACCCUCACGGGUAAAUUCCUCCGGCGAUGUCAGCACUAGUCCUCAGUUGUGUAGCCUUUACUUCAAAGGUUUGGUAAGCGAGGACUCAUUAGCCGGAUUUGGGGUUGCAAUUUUUGGGAAGAAAGAUGAUCUCUUGCUUCAGAUGAAAGGACCAAUUCAUCAUGAUUCCACCAUUACACCUUUGGAGGCUGAGCUUACCGCAUUGAAGCGAGGACUAACCGAAGCUGCGAGUUUGGGGAUAACUCAUAUCUCAAUCUACUGUGAUUCUUAUCCAAUUUACGAAUUAGUCAUGGGAAGAUGCAUACCAGAGGAGAAUAAAACUGCCUUGCUAAUGAUUGAUGUGCAACGUAUAAGAGAAGGAUUUAAGUCGAGCUUUCCGAUUUUCGUGGAGGGAAAUAGUGUAAGUUAUGCUUAUAAACUAGCAAGGGAAACAAAAGUUUCUGAAAUUUCAAUCAGCAUACCUGUGAAUCCUCCUCAUCCAGCUAGGGCUACUCGCAAAAAAACUUGCAAAAUCUGUUUAGGCGAUGAUAUUAAUGAGAAUCAAAUGUUUUGUGUUGAUAAAUGUCGUCAUCGAUUUUGUUCCGAGUGUAUGAAACGACAUAUAGAGGUGAGGUUACUCGAGGGAAGUGUAAUGAGAUGUCCUCAUUAUCGCUGCAAGUCUAAGCUGACUUUUGAAAGAUGUGAAAAUCUUUUGACACCUAAAGUAAGAGAGAUGUGGCAACAAAGGAUCAAAGAGGACUUAAUUCCUGUAACAAAGAGAAUUUACUGCCCAAACCCGAGGUGCCCGGCUUUAAUGUCGGAAACCGACCUCUCUAUAUCACCUAAAGAAGAUGAAGUUAGGAGAUGCUGCUUCAAAUGCGGUCAAAUCUUUUGCAUCAAAUGCAAAGUUUCAUGGCAUAGUAACUUGUCGUGCGACGAAUACAAGAGGUUGCAUCCAUAUCCUACAGAGAAUGAUGGAAAGAUUAAAGCUCUGGCAAAUCAGAAAAUGUGGCGUCAAUGCAAAAAGUGUCAACACAUGAUUGAACUUUCUCAAGGAUGCGUACAAGUAAAGUGCAGAUGUGGACAUAAGUUUUGCUACCGAUGUGGAGUCCAGGCUGGACGUUGCCAACAUGGUCAUGGUCUUCCUCCUAGGCCUCCACGGCCGCCACAGCAGCCACCACCGCCGCCAACCAUGCCAGUACUGUGUUUUCAGAUAUGCUGUUUUCCACUUUUGUUUGGUUUUAUUAUGUUCAUAAUUUUCUUAAUUAUUCGUAAACAUUAA
Messenger RNA from Arabidopsis lyrata subsp. lyrata, 1376 nucleotides. RefSeq names its product probable E3 ubiquitin-protein ligase RNF217. Gene Ontology annotation, molecular function: ubiquitin conjugating enzyme binding; zinc ion binding; ubiquitin protein ligase activity. The record is from RefSeq and is a predicted model, not a curated record. Lineage: Eukaryota; Viridiplantae; Streptophyta; Magnoliopsida; Brassicales; Brassicaceae. Gene Ontology annotation, biological process: protein polyubiquitination; ubiquitin-dependent protein catabolic process; positive regulation of proteasomal ubiquitin-dependent protein catabolic process. Gene Ontology annotation, cellular component: ubiquitin ligase complex; cytoplasm. The transcript has 3 exons. Bases 78 to 1376 code for a protein of 432 amino acids.